AUACAACACAAACAGAGAUAAACAAGGCAGAUAGAAAACUGUAGAAAACGUUAUUUACUUAUUUUGCACAAAUAUUUGAUCAUUGUGGAAAACAAGAUACUGCAAUCAUGUCUACGCGACCUGACGACCAUAGGAGAAAAUGGAACCGAGAGGAAUAUGAAAGGAUUGCACUUCAAAGACUCCAAGAUGAGAUUGCAGAAGAAGAAUUGGGGAUUCCUAAACAACCAGCAGUUAAAAGAGAAUUACUCAAACAAAGAGAUUAUAAAGUAGAUCUUGAAUCCAAAUUAGGAAAAAGUGUUGUCAUCAAUAAAAAUACACCGUCUUCUCAAACUGGAGGAUAUUACUGCAAUGUUUGCGACUGUGUUGUUAAAGAUUCCAUUAACUUUUUGGAUCAUAUUAAUGGGACAAAACAUCAACGAAAUCUGGGCAUGUCCAUGAAGAUAGAGCGAUCUACAUUGGACCAAGUUAAAGCGAGAUUUGCACAGAAUAAGAAAAAACUCGAGGAGAAGAAGAAAGAUUAUGAUUUGGAGCAAAGAGUAAAAGAACUUAAAGAAGAGGAAGAGAAGAUUAAAGAGUAUCGGAAGGAAAAGCGAAAGGAUAAAAAGAGGAAAAUUGAAGAAAUGGCCGACGAUGAUGCAGGGCCCUCGGAUGACAUGGCUGCAAUCAUGGGAUUUUCUGGUUUUGGUUCGAAAAAGAAGUGACAUACUGUCUCCGUCCAACAUUCAUGAACCAUUUUCGCUAUUUUCAAAGAGAAUGUUAUUUCUUUGAGAAAACUGGUGGCCAAUAUAACUUGAAGACAGUUAAAAACGGAUAAAUGAUAAACAGUUUUAAUUCCAAUCCUUGGAAUUGAAGAAGGUGAUUCGCGAUUUGUAAAGUAUUUUUUAUUUUUAUUAAUAUAUAUAUAAUUGUUCCGGGCUUCGUGUUUAUUCGAGACAGGAGAAAACAUUAUCAAUUACAAAUCCGACCAAAUAAGCAUAACAAAUCAAACAUGAGCUUACAAUAGUAAUUUAAUUAAAAUUAAUUAGUUAAUUAAGAUUAUUUGGGCACAAAUUUGGGAUGUAAAUAAUUUUAGUAUAUUCUCGAAAUGAUUAUAUGGUAAUAAAAUCCCUGUCAAGUUCUUUUACAAAAAUGCAGGACUUUAUACUCGACUGGUAUAAAAGAAGAAUAUACGUAUUAUAUGUGCA
Molecule: messenger RNA, 1184 nt
Organism: Linepithema humile (Argentine ant)
Lineage: Eukaryota; Metazoa; Arthropoda; Insecta; Hymenoptera; Formicidae
Product: zinc finger matrin-type protein 2
Biological process (GO): mRNA splicing, via spliceosome
Cellular component (GO): spliceosomal complex; U4/U6 x U5 tri-snRNP complex
Molecular function (GO): zinc ion binding; nucleic acid binding
Source: RefSeq, a predicted model, not a curated record